AUGGGCAAGGAACAACUCCAAGUCCUUAACGCGCUCGACGUGGCCAAGACCCAAUGGUACCACUUCACGGCCAUCGUCAUAGCCGGCAUGGGCUUCUUCACCGAUGCCUACGACCUCUUCUGCAUCUCUCUCGUCACUAAGCUCCUCGGCCGUCUCUACUACACACACCCGGGCUCCCCAAAGCCCGGAACACUUCCCCCAAACGUCCAGUCAGCAGUCAAUGGGGUCGCCUUCUGUGGGACCCUCGCCGGCCAGCUGUUCUUCGGGUGGCUCGGGGAUCGGCUCGGACGCAAGCGAGUCUACGGCAUGACCCUCAUGCUCAUGGUCCUCGCGUCCGUGGCAUCGGGCCUCUCGUUCGGGGACAAGCCCAAGUCCGUCAUGGCCACGCUAUGCUUCUUUCGGUUCUGGCUCGGGUUCGGCAUCGGCGGCGACUACCCACUCUCCGCCACCAUCAUGUCCGAGUACGCCAACAAGAAGACACGUGGCGCUUUCAUAGCCGCCGGGUUCGGCAUCCUGACCGGCGGCAUGGUCGCCAUAAUCGUGUCCGCCGCUUUCCGGGCGGCAUACCCAUCCCCCGACUACCAAACCGACCCGACCCGCUCAACCGUGCCCGAGUCUGACUACGCGUGGCGCCUAAUCCUCAUGUUCGGCGCAAUCCCUGCGUCCCUCACAUACUACUGGCGCAUGAAAAUGCCCGAAACCGCUCGCUACACCGCCCUUGUCGCCAAGAACGCCAAGCGCGCGGCCGCCGACAUGUCCAAGGUCCUCCAAGUCGACCUCGAGCCCGAGCAAGAAAAGCUCGACAAAAUCUCCACUGACAAAACCAACGAGUUCGGCCUCUUCUCCCGAGCCUUCCUCCGCAGACACGGCCUCCACCUACUCGGCACCACGUCCACAUGGUUCCUCCUCGACAUCGCGUUCUACAGCCAAAACCUCUUCCAAAAGGACAUAUUCAGCGCCAUCGGGUGGAUCCCGCCAGCAAGGACCAUGAACGCGCUCGAGGAGGUUUACAGAAUCGCGCGCGCACAGACUCUGAUAGCCCUCUGCAGCACGGUGCCCGGCUACUGGUUCACGGUCUUCUUCAUCGACAGAAUCGGGCGGUUCGCGAUCCAGCUCAUGGGGUUCGGUUUCAUGACGGUUUUCAUGUUCGCGCUCGCCUUUCCGUACAACCACUGGACUCACCCUGACAAUCGGAUCGGGUUCGUGGUGAUGUACUCGCUCACGUUCUUCUUCGCGAAUUUCGGGCCGAACGCGACGACUUUCGUGGUCCCGGCGGAGAUAUUUCCGGCGAGGCUGAGGUCGACGUGUCACGGGAUAUCGGCGGCGGCAGGGAAAGCAGGGGCGAUUGUAGGGGCUUUCGGGUUUCUGUACGCAGCACAGCCCAAGGACCCGAGCAAGAGGGAUGCGGGUUACCCGGCGGGAAUUGGGGUGAAGAACUCGUUGAUUGUGCUCGGGUGCAUAAAUGCGCUGGGGAUGUUUUUCACGUUGUUGGUGCCGGAGUCGAAGGGGAGGUCGCUGGAGGAGAUGUCGGGGGAGAAUGAAGAGGAGGGGAGUGAGAUGGGGACGCUGCCCGGGGAGAAUAGGACGGUGCCGGUUUGA
Striga asiatica is the source of this 1599-nucleotide messenger RNA. Lineage: Eukaryota; Viridiplantae; Streptophyta; Magnoliopsida; Lamiales; Orobanchaceae. The record is from the annotation of a GenBank genome assembly.